AUGUCGGAACGAGGCUCAUUCCGUGGUGGUGGUCAUGGUGGUCGGGGCGCCCGCGGCGGCGGAGGCGGUGACCGUCGGGGCGGCGGCUCCACCCGUGGCGGUGCACGCCAUCAAGGAGGAGAUCGAGGAGAUAGAGGAGAUCGACAUGGAGGAGACAGAGACCAACAAGAGAAGCCCAAAAAGGAAAAUAUUCUGGAUUUGACAAAGUAUAUGGACAAGGAGGUUAUUGUGAAGUUUAAUGGUGGUCGGGAAGUCAGCGGCAUACUGAAAGGGUAUGACCAGUUAAUGAACCUUGUUCUGGAUGAUGUCAAGGAGAAGAUGCGUGAUGAAUCUGGAAAAGAGGCUACACGCUCACUUGGCUUGAUCGUUGCUCGUGGUACACUUCUUGUCCUUAUUUCGCCGGCGGACGGUAGUGAGGAGAUUGCCAAUCCAUUUGUGCAGGCAGAGGAAUGA
Messenger RNA from Talaromyces marneffei, 453 nucleotides. RefSeq lists its product as uncharacterized. Gene Ontology annotation, cellular component: U12-type spliceosomal complex; U6 snRNP; U2-type prespliceosome. The coding region runs from base 1 to 453 and encodes 150 amino acids. Lineage: Eukaryota; Fungi; Ascomycota; Eurotiomycetes; Eurotiales; Trichocomaceae. Gene Ontology annotation, molecular function: RNA binding. Gene Ontology annotation, biological process: nuclear-transcribed mRNA catabolic process; mRNA splicing, via spliceosome. The transcript is spliced from 3 exons. The record is from RefSeq and is a predicted model, not a curated record.